Phanerochaete carnosa HHB-10118-sp is the source of this 1521-nucleotide messenger RNA. RefSeq lists its product as uncharacterized. Bases 1 to 1521 code for a protein of 506 amino acids. NCBI's taxonomy places the organism in Eukaryota, Fungi, Basidiomycota, Agaricomycetes, Polyporales, Phanerochaetaceae. The record is from RefSeq and is a predicted model, not a curated record. The transcript is spliced from 4 exons.
AUGACACCUCUUGAUGCGGAGGGUGUGGACGAGAAGGGACAAGACGAAGGGGACAGCCAAGCCGUGGAUGUGGAGGGAGAGGAAGAGGACACGCAGGCAGACGAAGACAUAGAGGGCGAGGGCGAGGAUGUGGGGACGCCGAGAGAUGACGACGAAGAGGAGGAAGAGGUACCCGUGCCUGUGGUGAGAGGACGAGGCCGCGGACGACCGCGCGGUAGCCGGGCGAGGGGUGCGGGACUUGGGCGACCUCGUGGGCGUGGACGAGGGCGGGGUAGGGGUAGAGGGCGGCCGUCGAGGCGACGAGACGAUGACGACGUGAUUGAGCUGGACGAGGACGGGACAAUUGCUGGUGGCAAACCCUUCCGCAGGAUUAAUGGCCAGGUGCAUGUCAUUGACGGCGACGAGUUCGUCACGUCGGACAAUCCGAAGGGAGACCAGAAGAUUGAUAAGAAUGGACGGCUGCUCGAAGGCCGACAAUUCAAAGCGCAGACCUUUACUCUCCCGAAUCGACACCCUGAGCGACAAUACAUGCUGGCUAUUGAUGCUGCGCGAAGCUCAGGGUUCCGUGACUCGCUGUACUAUUUUCGACGGAAUCCUCUGGCAUUGAAGCUUAAUGCUACGCAAUGGGAGAAGGAUCAUCUCAUUGAAGUUGGGAAGCUUGGUUCACAUUUGCGCACGCGCAGCGUCACCCUUAUUACGGCGCGGAGUGCAUACAAGCUCCACGGCUCCAAGAUGAUCUUUGACGGUCGCUGGGUCGUAGACGACUAUGACGAAGAGAAAGCUUUGAAAGAGAUCACCGAGAAAGGCUUCAAGCCAGGUGACCUCGUUGGGGACCUCCAAGAGACCUCGAAUGUCGCCACGGAGGCUGCCGCGCUGAAUGCGACCGCGUCACGCGAUGCUGGCAAGCCCGACCGGGGCGGUGGAUCGGGCAUCUAUCGCGCAGGCGGGCCGACGACAAUCUUUGGUGGGUCCGGCUGGGGCCCAUUCAGCGACGGUCCACUUAACGCGGUCCGCAAAUCGUUCUAUAACCGUGAAGGCCUCACUGAGGAGAACUGGAUGCAUGUCGCGGCAGUACGCGCGCAGGAGGCGAACGAGCAGUGGGCGCAGCUCCGCAAGGACUCGCUGGCGGCGUAUCGCAGCCUGUACGGCGAACUCGCGGAAGAGGAUGUCCCCCCGAGUCCGAAGCGGAACGCUGACGAGAUAGACAUUGACGACUCGGCAGAGGUCGAGCGGCAACAACAGCGACAGCCGAAGCGCAGGAAGGUAGGGGACUCUCGCUUGGCCUUGGGUGUGUAUGAGCCGCAGACGGGCUUGGUUCUCUACCGCACAGACACACAGCCCAGAGAGGCGCGCUGGGAAGCAGUCCCGGAUGGUGAAAAGUAUUCGCUCGGUGGCACCAAGGUUGGCGGCGGAGCAUGGAGCAUCGCACGCGUCGACACGGUGCUAGAGGUGCCAGACCCUGAAGACGAGGAGCGGAGGCGCGCCGAAGUGCUCCAGGGCAUCCUCGCAGAGGUUUCGUAG